This is a messenger RNA of Malania oleifera, 858 nucleotides long. RefSeq lists its product as uncharacterized. The transcript has 2 exons. The record is from RefSeq and is a predicted model, not a curated record. NCBI's taxonomy places the organism in Eukaryota, Viridiplantae, Streptophyta, Magnoliopsida, Santalales, Ximeniaceae. Bases 155 to 616 code for a protein of 153 amino acids.
GAAAGGGACUGCCCCAUGGAUUGAAUGAAUCAAAAUUGCAGCAUAUAAACAACAGGAGGAUUCAUGAAUUGAAUAAUUGAAGGGAGGUGAAAUCAAAGGUAAGCAGGCAGGCUGUUUGAACGAGUGAUCAGUACUAAACAGUAGGAAGUAAGAGAUGGGGUUCAUGUUCUUGCUCAUGCUCAUCACCGUCAUCAUCUUCUCCAACCUUCAUUUUCUAAUUAUUGCUUCUCCAUCUCCAGUUCUCUCCAACACCUUACCUUCAGAUCUUUCCGAAGAAAACAGCUUGGGAGGGAAAGAAAGAAAAGGCAGGAGUGUUGUUGGCACCGGGAGUGGCAUACAAGCCCAUAAGCAUAUUGCCGGUAGCAUUGGCGGUGGAAUCAGUGGCAGCAGGCCAUACAGCGGUAGUGAAAAUGGAAAUCACGGUGGUUCGGGUUCUGGAUCCACCGAUACUCCUGGAGGCGCCGCUCUCAUUCCCAUUUACACAGCUGGUGCUGCUAAUCACCACCAGAACAACCACCAUAGCUCCGGCAACCGCAUCCAGGGCUCCGGCAGACUUCAUGGUUGGGGUGCAACAAUGGUGGCAGUGGCAACUUUAGUUCUACAUGCGUACGUAUAGAGAAAGGGGAGCUCCAGACUAGGAUUGAAGAAGGAUUUGAGAAGAGUGACGCUGUUUAGAGCCUACUAACUAAGAAGGCCUUGUGCUUUUAAAUGUUUUGUUUGCUUCUUGUAUAAGCAGAAAAAGUGUUGGCACCUUUACUUGUUUCGACUGGGUUGUGUACUUCAUAUGCUCUUGCUAAUUAAAAUAAAGGAUUUCCUGUGAAUGUAAGCAAAAAAAUAGCUACAUUUUACGUGCGAUCA